This is a messenger RNA of Hemibagrus wyckioides, 2154 nucleotides long. Its product is annotated as hyaluronidase PH-20-like. Gene Ontology annotation, molecular function: hyalurononglucosaminidase activity. The transcript has 4 exons. NCBI's taxonomy places the organism in Eukaryota, Metazoa, Chordata, Actinopteri, Siluriformes, Bagridae. Gene Ontology annotation, cellular component: acrosomal vesicle. Bases 37 to 1392 code for a protein of 451 amino acids. The record is from RefSeq and is a predicted model, not a curated record. Gene Ontology annotation, biological process: hyaluronan catabolic process; carbohydrate metabolic process.
CUUAUUCAUCUCAGAACAGAUUCAUUGGGUGCAACAAUGUGUCAUCCUGGUGUCAUCCUGUGUCUUUACCUGCUCAUUUUAACCUUUUCUGUAAACCUCCACCUCGACACUGCCCUGUCUCUUCCCCUCACGGCUGCUCCAAUCUUUAAGGAUACACCUUUUGCAGUCGUAUGGAACGCUCCUAUGCAAGUGUGCCAGAACCUUAAGAUUCCUUUGGACUUUUCUGUCUUCCAAGCAGUGACCACACCAGCCAGUGACCCUAAUCAGUUUCUUUUCCUGUUCUACUCCAAUCGGCUUGGACUAUACCCAUAUACAGACCCGAGCACAGGGAGGGAGGUUAACGGAGGUAUUCCACAGAAGGGAAACCUGACAGCUAGCCUCGCGAAAGCUCAUAAUGAUAUCAUCCAGUAUAUUCCUGAAUUCAGCCCAGGCUUGGCUGUGAUUGACUGGGAGGAAUGGCGUCCACUGUGGGCCAGGAAUUGGGACUCCAAAGACAUCUAUCGGAAGCUUUCCAUUCAGUAUGCAAUGGAAAAUAAUCCACUUCUAUCAGUCAGUGAGGCUGAUGCUGUUGCUGAGCAGCAAUUUGAGAACGCAGCCAGGGCUUAUAUGGAGAAGACCAUGCAGCUAGGGAUCAAACUUCGCCCAAACUACCUCUGGGGUUUCUACCUGUUUCCAGAUUGUUAUAACUAUGGAUGGGGUAAACCAGGCUACACAGGUGAAUGUCCAGCGAUCGAGAAAAGCCGCAACGAUGAGCUCCUUUGGCUGUGGGAGUCUAGUACAGCUUUAUUCCCCUCAAUAUAUCUGCAGAGCAGUCUGAGGGAACAACCCGAUGCAGCUCUAUUUGUCCAGGGUCGUGUGAAGGAAGCUGUGAGGGUGUCUGCUCUUCCUAAGUCUCUCUACACUUCACCAAUUUAUGUCUAUUUACGCCCUGUCUUCACUAAUCAGAACAAAAUAUUUCUGAGUGAGGCAGAUCUAAUCCAUACUAUUGGAGAGAGUGCAGCUUUAGGUGCAUCAGGUGUAGUGCUCUGGGGUGCAAGUGCUGACUACAACAGCAAGUCUUCAUGUGAAGCACUGGCUGCUUAUCUGCUCUCUACACUUAACCCUUACGUGGCCAAUGUAACUGCAGCUGCAAAACUCUGCAGUCAGACCCUGUGCCAAGGCCACGGCCGCUGCGUCCGCCAGAACCCAGACUCGGCGGUCUACCUGUACCUAAACCCAAAUAGCUUCAGCAUUCAGCAGCGUGAUGGGAAAUAUGUAGCUGUCGGUGUGCCUUCCCAAAGUGAUCUUGAUGUCUUUAUAAACAGAUUUACCUGUCAGUGUUACGCAGGUCAGGUGUGUUCUGCCCUCACGUCCAUUUCGCCUCCCAAGACUCCAGUAGUUAUUCAUGUUUGAUUUAAAGUCUUCUUGCUACCUGAAUGUCCUUCUGUUAAAUAAUGACAAAGUGGAAUUGAUAUCAAAAUAAUCAAUUCUAUCAAUCAAAAACAACAUGUAAACAAAGCUCCUUCAAAAUGAUGAUUUAGAGCAGUAUUAGAGGAAGAGAUACACAGAGAAAUUAUUGCAAUAUGAAGAGAUAUCUAGAAAAAGGCAAAUUAAAAAAAAAAUAAAAAUAGCAAUUAAAUAAAAACAACCCUACAAGCAUCCUGGUUAAGCGUCUAAAGUGACACUACACUACACUGUGUUAUAUAUCAAUAUAUUACAUCAUUUUUUUCACCUCGAAGCUUUGUGGUAAAGGUCUUGGUGAUGCUCAGUGCAGUACAGUAUAGGAGAUGUCCAGGAUUCAGAAUAAAUGGAAAUGAUUAUGCUUUAAUGAAGCACAGACACAGCAGGCACAAUAAUCACAAUAAAAAAAAAAAUUAAGCAAUGCUUAUUAGAAGGUAGAGAAAGAUUUCAUUGAAGGAUUUUGCAGACUUUAAAGAAAAUGGCAAGAAACAUGGGAGAGAAAUCUGGCAAUUUUAUUUAUUUUUUAUUUCAUUUUUAAAAAUUGCUCAUUAAGUCUUUGCACCUUUUUAUUAAUUAAUUAUUUAUUUUUAUUUUGCCACAAAUAUUAAUUAAGGACCACUUGUUGCUUCAGUGAAUUUCUAGCAAUGAAGUGUCUCCCUCUAGUGGAUGAAUAAUUAACUGAAUAAUAAUGAUCAUAAUAAUAAAGUGAACUUU